GCUCGCUCCAGCAACACACCCAAGCUGCAGCUCCAGCUACUUGCAUCAGCUAAUAAGAAGCAAGCAAGGUCUCAGCACCGAGAGCCGAGUCGAUCGAAGCAAUGGCCGCCACCAACAGCUGGACUCUCGAGAUCGCGUCGCCGGUGGCCGCGCCGCGCCUGUUCCGCGCCGCGGUGAUGGACUGGCACACCCUGGCCCCCAAGCUCGUCUCCGACGUCGUCGCCAGCGCCCACCCUGUGGAGGGCGAGGGCGGCGUCGGCAGCGUCAGGCAGUUCAACUUCACCUCUGCCAUGCCGUUCGGGUUCAUGAAGGAGAGACUCGAGUUCCUGGACGCGGACAAGUGCGAGUGCAAGUCCACCCUCGUCGAGGGCGGCGGCAUCGGCGUGGCCAUCGAGACGGCGACGUCGCACAUCAAGGUGGAGCCCACGGCCGACGGCGGGAGCCUGGUGAAGGUGGACUCGACGUACAAGCUGCUGCCGGGGGUGGAGGUGAAGGACGAGAUCGCCAAGGCCAAGGAGUCGGUCACCGCCAUCUUCAAGGCCGCCGAGGCGUUCCUCGUCGCCAACCCGGACGCCUACAACUAAAUCGCUCGAGUGGGAUCAGAUUUCUGAUGUCCAAAUAUGUGCACAAAAAGCUUUGCGUAUUUGUGUCUUGUUUAUUUUAAAAUAAAAGCUGCUCUAAAGCAGCGUGGCUGUGCGGGGGAUGAGAGAGCACCGAGGAGACUGUUAGACUUGAGGAGUCAAAGAGUGUUUUUGCUAUUGUCAUGUAAUGAUUUGGUCUGUCGCUGUUUAUUGUGUAUCAUAUCUUAGUUUUGCAUGGAAAUAAAGUCGUGAUUUAUGAAGUAA
This is a messenger RNA of Setaria italica (foxtail millet), 845 nucleotides long. Its product is annotated as pathogenesis-related protein 1. NCBI's taxonomy places the organism in Eukaryota, Viridiplantae, Streptophyta, Magnoliopsida, Poales, Poaceae. Gene Ontology annotation, molecular function: signaling receptor activity; abscisic acid binding; protein phosphatase inhibitor activity. The record is from RefSeq and is a predicted model, not a curated record. Gene Ontology annotation, cellular component: cytoplasm; nucleus. The transcript has 2 exons. Gene Ontology annotation, biological process: abscisic acid-activated signaling pathway; defense response. Bases 102 to 584 code for a protein of 160 amino acids.